AUACAUAAAUUCUAAAUGUAGAUGAUAAAUUGUGUUUCUUCAUCUUCCUAUUCAGCUCUAUCAGAAGAGAUCCAGUGUUCGAGCUGUCUAAAUUUGUUCACUGAUCCAGUCAGCACUCCAUGUGAACACAACUUCUGUAAGAACUGCCUGAACCAGUGCUGGAACAACAGUCAGACCUACAACUGUCCAUUCUGUAAAGAAACCUUCAGUAAAAGACCUGACCUCAAGAUCAACACAGCACUCAAACAGAAUAAAUCUGAGGUUCUCUGUGACAUCUGUGAUGAUAUUAAGAUGAAAGCACUGAAGAUGUGCCUGGUGUGUCAGAGCUCUUACUGUGAAACUCACCUGGAGCCUCAUCACAGAGCCCCAAAUUUAAAGAAACACAAACUGAUCGAUCCUGUGGAGGAUCUUGAGGACUAUUUCUGUCAGAAACAUGAGAAACCUCUGGAGCUGUUCUGUAGAGAUGAUCAGAUGUGUGUGUGUUUGCUCUGUGCUGUAACAAAUCACAGGAAUCACAACACUGUUGCUGUAGAGGAGGAGAGCAAAGAGAGAUGGAGCCAGCUGCUGGACAUGCAGACAGAUGUGCAGCAGAUGAUCCAGGACAGAAUUAAGAAAAUUCAAGACAUCAAAAAAGUGAGUACUCACAGGAAAUUACAGCAUCAGAAAAAGAGGAAAGAAGACUGCACUGAGCUCUUCACUGAUCUGAUGCGCUCCAUUGAGAGAUGUCAGUCUGAGCUGCUGGAGAUGAUGGAGCAGAAGCAGAAAGCAGCAGGGAAGCAGGCUGAAGAGCUGAUUAAAGAGCUGGAGCAGGAGAUCACUGAGCUAAAGAGGAGAGACACUGAACUGGAGCAGCUCUCACACACUGAGGAUCACCUGCACCUCCUACAGAUUUUCCCAUCGCUGAUCAGACCUAAAUUCACCUGCAGCUGGUCUGAGAUCAGUAUUAGUGACACUCAGCUGAGUGUGGAGACUCUGAGGAAAGCUCUGAUUCAACUGCAGGAGACUCUAGACGAGAAACUUAGCAGAACUGUGAUGAAGAGGAUGCAACAAUAUGCAGUGGAUGUUACUCUGGAUCCUGAAACAGCUUAUCCAAAACUCAUUCUCUCUGAUGAUAGAAAACAAGUGACAAGUGCAGACUUCGAUAUUGUACUCAGAGAUAACCCAGAGCGGUUUAAUUUUUGUUCCCUUGUCCUGGCAAAAGAGGGCUUCAGCACAGGAAGAUUUUAUUUUGAAGUGCAGGUAGAGGGAAAGACAGAUUGGGAUUUAGGAGUGGCCAGAGAAUCCAUUAAUAGGAAGGGAAUGAUCUCAGAGAGUCCUGAUAAUGGAUAUUGGGUUGUAGUUAUGAGGGAUGGGAAUCAGUACAGAGCUCGUGAAUCUCCCUCUGUCCCUCUGUCUUUGAGAAUGAAGCCUCAGGUUGUAGGUGUGUUCGUGGAUUACGAGGAGGGUUUGGUCUCCUUUUAUGAUGUGGAGGCCAGAUCUCAUAUGUAUUCUUUCACUGGUCAGUCUUUCACUGAGAAACUCUACCCACUGUUUAGCCCCGAUAGUAAAAAAGGAGGCAAAAAUUUAGCACCACUGAUCAUUUUACCUGUCAGUUAAAAUUACAAUUAAAACAUGAAACACUAAAUUAAAAGAAAAACUGGUAUAAAAUAAAUAAAAAUAAUAAUCACAUAUAGAAAUAAAUAAAUAAAAUUCCUUGAUUUUAGAAAGCUGACAAUGAAUGAAUGAUCAAUAAUUAUAAUCCUUAUUUCAUGAACUUGCACUUACAUAUAAUCAGAUAGAGCAAAGAGUUUGCAUAUUUGUCAUGCUGUGUGAGUGUAGGGCUCUGAGCCCAGAAUUUAGACCAAACCCAGAGAAUUCUCCCGUCCCAAGCUGGGAUAUUAUUAAUAGAGUAACAGGAGUUGGGGUGGUGGAAGGAUGCUGGUAAACUGUCAUGGGACAAUGGUGGGUCGGCUGUAUAUACUCUAUAUAUGUUAUGAUCUAAUGGAUAUAUACACUAGAAAAACUAAAUAAUUUUUUAAA
This is a messenger RNA of Cyprinus carpio (common carp), 2019 nucleotides long. RefSeq names its product E3 ubiquitin-protein ligase TRIM39-like. The transcript has 6 exons. Gene Ontology annotation, molecular function: zinc ion binding; protein binding. Bases 22 to 1596 code for a protein of 524 amino acids. The record is from RefSeq and is a predicted model, not a curated record. Lineage: Eukaryota; Metazoa; Chordata; Actinopteri; Cypriniformes; Cyprinidae.